Rangifer tarandus platyrhynchus (Svalbard reindeer) is the source of this 312-nucleotide messenger RNA. The record is from the annotation of a GenBank genome assembly. Lineage: Eukaryota; Metazoa; Chordata; Mammalia; Artiodactyla; Cervidae.
AUGCAGAUGGUUUCCACCUGGCAGGCACAGACACACACCGUGACUGGCUUCGAUGCCAAAGAACAACAGGAACUCACUGACUGCCAUAAUUCAGCAUGCAGAACAUCAGAGUGGUCUGUAAACCGACGAUUUUAUGCUAAUGCAACGCAGUGCACAGAAAGAGUAGCGCUACUGGUAAAGAACCCACCUGCCAAUGCAGAAGACGUAAGAGACGUGGGUUCGAUCCCUUGGCCGGAAAGACCUCCUGGAGGAGGGCAUGGCAACCCACUCCAGUAUUCUUGCAUGGAGAAUCCCAUGGACAGAGGAGCCUAG